Messenger RNA from Rhizopus microsporus ATCC 52813, 753 nucleotides. RefSeq lists its product as uncharacterized. The transcript has a single exon. The record is from RefSeq and is a predicted model, not a curated record. The coding region runs from base 97 to 663 and encodes 188 amino acids. Lineage: Eukaryota; Fungi; Mucoromycota; Mucoromycetes; Mucorales; Rhizopodaceae.
AAAAGGGGGAUAUUGUAAUAAUAUAAAUAUUUCCCUCUAAACAUUCUAUUUCUUUCUCUUUUCUUUUCAUUUUCUUUAUAUUUUAUUUAUUUAUUCAUGCAUCCUUUAGUUCAUUCGCCUACACAGACUACUUUAAAAUCAAAAUGGCACAGCAUAAAGACAUGGUUUACACCUGAUUUCAAUAAACGACGUCCAUCACAAUGUAGCACAACUAGUACUACAUCCUCUAGUAGCUGUUGCUGUCAGGAGCAACAACAACAACAUGCUGUCUAUGUCAAACGUCCAUCACUUACUGGAUCUGAAAGUUUACAUAUAGUCGUUGAUAAAUGCAUGUCACCCUUUCGAAGGAGACCAUCUAAUGCGUCCUCAGUCGUCACAUUCAACUUGGAUAUUGAAAUCAAAAAAUUAAUGGAACUAUAUCAACUUGCCCUUGAUGAAUUAAAUUAUGCAGAAGACUCUAGAGGUUCACCUUAUUAUACUGGAGACAGGAUUGCUGCCAAAGAAGCUAUUGAUCAUUGCCAAGAAGCUUAUCAGUUCUUGGUUGAACAAUGUUCACCUCAACAACAUGAAGAAUUGAAGACAGCCUUUGAAUUAAAUAUAAAAAAACUGGUUGAUCGACUUGAUUCUUUACCAUUACAAGAUGACGAUCAAUUAUCUUUCUGAUAUUCAAAAACAAAUACCCACAAAUAUUGUACAUACAUUUCAUAGCACACACACCAACAAAACAUAUUAUAUAUAUAUAUACAUAUAUAU